ACUCUCUCCUUUUCCCUUCACCCCUUUAGAAAACCAUUUCAAUACUGCUCCUCAAUGGCAUCAAGCUCAAUGUCUUCGCGUAACUCUGGCUCCUCUUGGACCGCCAAGCAGAACAAGGCCUUCGAGAAGGCUCUAGCCCUUUACGACAAGGACACCCCCGACCGCUGGUACAAUGUUGCUAGGGCUGUCGGAAACAAGACUCCCGAGGAAGUCAAGAGGCACUAUGACCUUCUUGUGGAAGAUGUGAAGCAUAUCGAGUCCGGCCAAGUUCCUUUCCCGGAUUACAGGACUUCUGGUGGGAGUGGGAACAUCGGUCAUGAUGAGGAAAAGAGGAUGAGGAACCUGAAGCUCCACUGAUGCAGCAGCACAAGAUGUCUCCAUGUACCGACUAGUUAAUGAAUAAAGACUCAUCGCUAGCUGGAUCUUCUGAUUCGUUUAAUUCGAUGACGACGCUGUGGUAUAGUACUAAGUACAGUUUCUAGUAGUUGAUCGAAGUUAUCACAAACCCGUGAUUCUUCUGUGUUGUUAAUUAGAUUGCCGCUUUCUUAAUUUGUUGCUAUAAACAAUUAAUCCUAUAUAUGCAUGUAAUAUAGCUAUGUACUCUGAAUUUCCAAGUGUAAGAUUCAGCUUAAGCUGCUCUAUGGAAUCUUAUAAGUUUGUAUCAAAUACUA
Molecule: messenger RNA, 671 nt
Organism: Fragaria vesca subsp. vesca
Lineage: Eukaryota; Viridiplantae; Streptophyta; Magnoliopsida; Rosales; Rosaceae
Product: transcription factor RADIALIS-like
Exons: 2
Coding region: 55-357 (100 amino acids)
Molecular function (GO): DNA-binding transcription factor activity
Source: RefSeq, a predicted model, not a curated record